AGGAUUUCUGGUAAAGCAUUUGUUUGAACAGCGGAUCCUCAACUUCUCCAGGAUGGCAGCGCGAAAUAUCAAAAUAGUUUUCUUGGUUCUGGCGUUGGUAGUAAGCUUUUUUCUUUUUAUUCUGUCCCAAGAAAAUUAUCCAGAAGUUGAAAACUGGAAAGACUUCUCCAGAGGUAAAGACAGAUUGUUUGAUGGAUUAUGGAAAGAAAACAUAACUUGGUUACUUGGUUUGGCCACAGAGACUGGAAAAAUGGAAAAAACCAACAAUUACUCUUACGUUGAAACUCAAAGGGCAGCCUCUGAGGCUCCUAUCCCCAUCAUAAAACAGAGUUCAUUCAACAAGAUUCCUCAGUGGAGUUUUGAGGAUAUAUAUAAUCUGGAUGCUCCACCAAGACCAACAACAUGUGCCCAGUCUCUGCGUAACUCCAACGACAAGAACUUCCAGAAAGCUUUCCUUCCCAACAUACGCAUGUUUCUACACAAAGAUAACCUCAACAUCAGAGAGUGGAACCGGCUUUCACACUUCAACAAUCCUUUUGGUUUUAUGGAAAUUAAAUAUGAUGAUGUUAUGCCUGCAGUGAAGCUGAUCCCAAACCCAAAAGAACCACUGCUCCUUCCAAAACCAGGUGGGGAUGGCUGUGUGCACUGUGCCGUGGUGGGAACUGCAGGCAUCCUGAACGGCUCAAAAAUGGGAGUGGAGAUUGAUGCUCAUGACUACGUCUUUCGGAUGAAUGGUGCAGUGAUCAAGGGCUAUGAGGAAGACGUAGGGAAAAGAACAUCAGUUUAUGUUCACACUGCCCAUUCGAUCACAGAUUCCCUUACAGUAUUUCAGGAGUACGGAUACAAAUCUGCUCCACAUGAUGAGGGAAUAAAAUAUGUCUUGAUUCCUGAGGGUUUGAGGGAUUUCCAGUGGCUCCAGGGCCUUUAUAAAGGAGAAAAGGUUUCCUCUGGUGAAUAUCAAGAUAUAAAACCAAGAAAUUAUUAUUCAGGGCAGUUCAGUGAAGACCGCUUCUAUGUUCUGCACCAGGAUUUCCUGCGAUACGUUCGAAACAGGUUUUUAAAAUCAGAUUAUCUCAAUGAAGACUCCUGGGCAAUUGUACGACCCACCAAUGGGGCGUUCAGUCUCUUUGUGGCUCUGCACACUUGCGACACAGUGAGUGCAUAUGGAUUCAUGACAGACGACUACAGCAAAUAUUCAAACUACUAUGCUGAAAAGCGUCUGGGGAGCGAAGUCAUUUUCUAUAUGAACCACGACCUCAUUCUGGAGAAGAAUCUUUGGAAGAGUUUUCACAACAAAAAAAUACUAAAGCUGUAUCAAAGAACUGGAUCAAAAGGUGCAAAAAAGCAAUAGGAUCACUGAGUGGUUGAAGAUGCAGUUACAGCAUCAAGCGUCAAAGAGACUUGUUAGCCAUGUGCAGAAAAUAUUAGAGGCAUUGUUGUUUUUAUAAAUGUUUGUUAACUUGCAGCUAAUUUUCAGUCAAAUGAACUUGAAAUGUAUGUAAGUGUCGCAAACACCUCUGGAACAGUUUAUUGUGAAAGGAAACUGUGCACAAUGACCACAUUUAGCCAAAUAAGCUACUGAAAUGAAUUCUGUUUAUAUUUAUCAAUCAUGUUGGAUCCAUUAUUGUAUUAUUUUAUGCAGCAAUAAUCUAUAUUUUGUGUUUGUCAAAUUUAUUCGCUAUGUGGUACCUUUAGCACUAUUUUACUUUGAAAAAUAAGUACAACCAAAAAUAAAUAAUUCAAUCAUCAUUAUGUCUUGGUGUAAGUUCUAAUUAGCAAACCAAACUAAAAUGAUCUUUUUCAAAAAAUAAUAAAAGCCGAAAUCUUCUUCCUACCCCAUUUUAAACAACAUUUUGCUGUUAUACUGUGAAUAGCAGGAUAUCCCUGUUGAUAUUACAUAUUAUAUUUUCCUGUUUCUUUAACUCUUUUAUUUUCCAAUCAUGUUUGAAAUAAAAUUAACAAACAAACUAACCAGAA
Molecule: messenger RNA, 1977 nt
Organism: Girardinichthys multiradiatus
Lineage: Eukaryota; Metazoa; Chordata; Actinopteri; Cyprinodontiformes; Goodeidae
Product: alpha-N-acetylgalactosaminide alpha-2,6-sialyltransferase 1-like
Exons: 9
Coding region: 53-1351 (432 amino acids)
Molecular function (GO): sialyltransferase activity
Source: RefSeq, a predicted model, not a curated record